Molecule: messenger RNA, 1815 nt
Organism: Patella vulgata (common limpet)
Lineage: Eukaryota; Metazoa; Mollusca; Gastropoda; Patellidae
Exons: 3
Coding region: 291-1319 (342 amino acids)
Biological process (GO): signal transduction
Source: RefSeq, a predicted model, not a curated record
AAACGAGGCGUCAAGGAAUGUGACACAUAUGUAUAGUUAACCAUUGUGAUAUAAUACAACCGGUGUUAUUGGUGACAAUUUCAAAACUGUAACACAACAGGCGUGUAGGAUAAAUCGGAACUAAUCCAUGGGAUCAGAUGACCGCCAGCUGGAGUCUAUUGCCGUCCUAAUCUCCCUGCCCGUCCUUAAAACUCUUGCUACAUUUGAAGCAGCUUGUGAUACUUUAAUGCAAAAUGGCCUAAUACAAGGGGACGCAACUCUCAGAACAGAAAACGAAACAGUGAGUAAAAAUGGACAGGGUUAUUUCAAAGACGAAAUUAAGCGGAAAGAAGUAUCAUUAUUGUGUUCUGUACAACUAUGUUGAUGGUCCAGCAAGUCAUAGAGAUAAUGACCAAAAAUUGUCUAGAGCUUUUCUAGCGAAAAUGGAAGAUGAACUAACUGGGUGUGGCUUUACCGAUGGGUAUUAUUUUGAGAAAAUUCUUCCAGGAAGUAAUCUAUUUGAAGUGUAUUCAGCUACGUUUAUCGAACCAUGCGAGAAAGUAGUGGUCAUUUUAACUAAAGGCUUCAGAGAUAAUUGUUGGCAUAAAUACACCCAGCAAACAUCGUUUAUGAAACUGAUCAAUGGCGGUAAAACUGCCACCUUUCUGCCUAUUGUUAUAGGUGAAAAACGGGAGCAUAUACCUAGAGAUCUAGGGCUAGAUAUGGAACAGAUAUUAUUUUUUGAGGAAAAAUGGGAAGAUGAUGAAGAUAAUUGGUGUCGGUUAAAAUACUGUUUUCUUGAAAACAAAUCAAUUCCAGCUUUGUUUGAAAGAUCAAAAUCCAUUAUUCCAGUUGAAGAAACCCAAGACGUUAAUAGCCUUGCUGAAGAUGGUGUACCAGCUACGGGACAAGAUCUACCCAACGUGAACAACCUUAGCAUUGAUGGUAGACCACUAAGUCAUCCUAGCGGGGCUGCAUGUGGAUCUAAACAAUCGAAAAGAAUUUCCUGUCAAGGUGGAGCUACAGGGGGACUAUCAUGCAGAUCACCUACAACCAAAGUUAAUUCCAACCCCUCUGGUCCUAGAGUGGACCCAGUUGGUGCUGCUAGGAGUUUCACAGAACUUCCACUGAAACCACCAGAUGAUUCGGAAGAAGAUCGCCCACCAUCUACACCACAGACCAUUGUAAUUCCCGAAUAUGCACCUGAUUCUAUUCACAUUAGUAAAGCUGCUCAUCAAGAAAAAGGUCAUACAUCAGGGUCAGUUAAAGCAAAUCCUGCUGAACAGAAGAAGUCUUCUUAUUACAGAGACGUCUUGAAUUUCAUUUUGGGCAAUGUGUGAUGAAACUAAAAAACAUAAUUUUAGAAUUAAGCUGAUGCCUAAACAAAAACUUUGAAGGGGGAGGGGGGGGGGGGGUCCAAGAAUUCUGAUUCGUAUAUAAAUACGAUUAAAUAUACCGGUCUUGAACACAGUAUUAAACCUGCUCAAUGAAAUGGCAGUAGUUAUAGUUUACAUUGUUUUAUACCACGUUAAAUAUAGAUUUUAUAAGCUAAAGGUUUGUUAAUCCAUUCUUUAUUCUUGUGUUCAUUAUCUGGUAAUUCUAGCAACGAUGUGAUUUAACCUUUUUUACUCAUUUAGCUCUGACCAAAUUAGGUUUCGAUCUCUCGUCAAAAGACGAAACGCCACUGCCUUGGCAAUCUAUUUGGGUGUGUCAAAACGACCAAUAAAAUAUGAACAAAUUUAUGUAGUAGUCAUAUAAUUAAUGUCAUCAAAAAAUAAGGCAUUGGAAUUUAUUUUAUUAUUAUUUGUUUGUAUUAGAAAUAAAGCAUGGACAGUG